AUGUCGCGAGAGAUUACGUUAUUUUACACGCUGGGUGCGACAUGUCGGACGCUGAUCAUGCCUGAUGCCGGGUUGAAAAUAGCAGCUAAAAGUAUGGGUAAAAACGACCAUUGUUGUGUGGUUAACUGUUCAAACAGGAGGUCCAAUUUGCCCAAAGGGCACGCUUUUCACCAGAUACCGGCAGCACCGAUUUCCCGUCGUAAUGCCUGGAUAAGAGCAACGGGCAGGAAGCUUGGUAAGAAGCGAGGAGAGUUGACAAUUACAGAGAAUACAAAGGUGUGCGGUUUACAUUUUGUGUCGGGUAGAAAGAGCAAUGAUCCCACGAAUGUUGACUACAUUCCCACUCAAAAUUUACCGAUUCAGAUAAGUACUGCCUCUAAAAGACGAACGAACAACAGCGAACGGGCUCAGAAUUAUUCGACAGCAGUGAAUAAAGCCAUUUCUGAUAAACGAAAAAUUUUACAAAAGUCUGGAAAAUUUUCAUUUCCACUCGAUUUAAAAGAUGUGCAGAAUGAAAUUGAAAUAUCUGAUGAUCAGAAUUCUGAAAAUACAAGCAAUGUAUUAGUGGAGUUCCCUGUAUCCCCUGGUACCACGCCUGAUCAUACUUACUACAAAUUUUGGGUGACACCAACCAAAUUUAAUUUAGACAGUGCAAAUUUCUGUACAGACACUUCCUCACAAGCUGUGUGUGAAACUGGAAACACCUCAGUACAGACUGAAACUGUUAUUAGCUCUACCUCAUAUUCUACAGUUGUUCAAGUUGACACUUUUGAAGGACAUACUACUAACCUCACAAAUAUUCAAUUUAAACAUCACCAAAAACUUAUUAAUGAACUACAAGAAAAAGUAAAACUACCUGCUAAAGAAAAUGCAUGUUUAAACAAGAAAUUGUUUUGUGUUGAAAACUUAAUGACUUGUAAUGAAAAUGCCCAGUUUUACACUGGUUUACCACAUUUAGAAACUUUCAAUGCUUUAUUUACCUAUUUUGAACCAAAAGCAUCUAAAAUGACCUAUUGGCAAGGAAAUGAAACUACAGUUCGAACUCAUGAAAACAAAGGCCCUUCCAGAAAACUGAGCCUUAAAAAUGAAUUUUUUGCAGUGUUAGUACGUUUAAAACUUGGGCUUUUAGUUGAAAAUAUUGCUAACCGCUUUGAUAUUUCUGCAUCUCUAUUUUCAAAAAUAUUUAACACUUGGAUUCGUUUUCUACGUCUGGAGUUGGAAGUGCUGUUUCCUUUUCCUUGUAGGGAAAAGGUACAGAGUUUAAGACCAGAUUCUUUUAGCAAGUUUGAAAAUACUAGAAUAAUACUGGACUGUACUGAAAUUCCUAUCCAAAAACCUUCAGCUUUAAAAGCUCAGCGAGAAACAUGGAGUUCUUAUAAACAUCGAAACACUUACAAGGCGCUGGUUGGAAUAACUCCUGAUGGAACUGUGUCCUAUGUGUCAACUUUGUAUGGAGGAGCUGCAUCAGAUAAAUUCAUUGUUCAAAACUCUGGCAUAGUUGACCUCAUAGAACUGGGUGACAAUGUCAUGGCCGAUCGAGGCUUUGAAAUUGAUGCGGAGCUAAUUAAAAGAGGUGCUAGUUUAAACAUUCCCCCAUUUCGCAAUGGAAAUUUUCAGUUGUCCAGUGAACAGGUAGAAACUACACACCGAAUUGCUGAGGUUAGAAUCCACAUCGAAAGAGCGAUUCAGAGAAUAAAAACUUUUCACAUUUUAGACAGAACUAUGCCUCUAAGUUUGCAUAUUGUUGCUGAUGAUAUUUUUAAAACUUGUUAA
Molecule: messenger RNA, 1773 nt
Organism: Saccostrea cuccullata (small rock oyster)
Lineage: Eukaryota; Metazoa; Mollusca; Bivalvia; Ostreida; Ostreidae
Exons: 1
Coding region: 1-1773 (590 amino acids)
Source: RefSeq, a predicted model, not a curated record